CUAGCGUUGAUUUAGUGCACACAAAUCUCAAACGCUGCAAAAUGUUUAUCAUAACGGUGAUUAAACUGCUGCUCAUAGCGCUUAACAUAUUUCCAAGUCGCUUCACAAAUCGACGGAUUAUGUUUCUUAUCUAUAUGACGAAUUUAGUAACGCAUGUUAUGAUGGAUGAGCCUCGUUUCGCACAGCCCAUACCAAAUGUCACUGUUGCCGUCGGUCGCGAUGCCAAUCUGCCUUGCGUGGUCGAACAUUUGGGUGGCUACAAGGUGGCCUGGAUACACAUUGAUCGUCAGAUGAUAUUGACUAUACAUAGACAUGUCAUCUCACGCAUACCAAGGUACAGCAUCACAUACACGGACAACACCUGGCUGCUGCAUGUCAAUCAGGCGCAUCAGGAUGAUCGCGGCUAUUACAUGUGCCAGGUCAAUACCAAUCCCAUGAUUAGCCAGGUGGGCUAUCUGCAGGUUGUAGUGCCCCCAAACAUUCUGGACAUUGAGAGCACACCAUCUUCGGUGGCGGUGCGUGAAAACCAAAACAUCAACAUGACAUGCCGUGCCGAUGGCUUUCCCACACCCAAAAUCAUUUGGCGACGCGAGGAUGGCGAGGAAAUUGCCGUGGAGAAAAAGAAGAAAGUGGUAUACGAUGGCGAUGUGUUGCCGCUGACCAAAGUGAGCCGCAAUGAGAUGGGCGCCUAUCUGUGCAUUGCGACGAACGGAGUGCCGCCCUCGGUGUCCAAGCGCAUCAUAUUGGAUGUGGAGUUCUCACCAAUGAUUUGGGUGCCGAAUCAACUUGUUGGCGCGCCAGCUGGCACAGAUGUAACCAUCGAUUGCCAUACCGAGGCGCAUCCAAAAGCUAUCAUCUAUUGGGUAUACAAUUCAGUGAUGGUGCUGCCCAGCAAAAAGUACAAAACCGACUACACUGAGAACUCAUAUCGCGCACACAUGAAGUUGACGAUAAGAAACCUACAAUAUGGCGACUUUGGCAACUAUCGAUGCAUCUCAAAGAAUUCACUGGGGGAAACGGAAGGCUCCAUACGUGUUUAUGAAAUUCCGCUGCCAUCAACGCCAAGCAAGCAAGUUACCCACACCACCGUCGAGUCCAGGGAGAGCAAUAUUAUACCCUCGUUACGCAACGAUACAACAAAAUCGCUACAAACGGAUGUGUAUGCUAUGAAAAACGAUUUGUAUACUGGCAGUGGCUCUGCCUCUGCAUCGGGCAGCUCCUCUGGCGCUUCAUCCAGCUCCUCCACAUCGAUGCAAACAGCGCUGCUGCCUAACGGCGGCAUCGGCGGCGGCGGCGGCAAUGGCAACAGCCUCUCCGCGCUAAGCGGCGCCAGCGGCUCCAAGGGCUCGCUAGCGAUAGGCAAGAGCAUGUUCUACACAGAGCGUCCACCGAAUGAGUUUGCAAGCGCAGCUGGUACGUGUGUAUAUAUGUAUGUAUACUUUAGGUAUUCAUUAGAACGCUUCACUUGUCCUGCUCGCUGCUCGCACUAUAUCUUUGUUCUUAUUACAAUCAAAUUUCAACGUCAUGGCUUCUUUAUGCUGUUCACGUCUCCACUUCCUAUCUUCAACAACUACUACUUGCAGCACUUUUCACUAAACAAAGCAAAACGAAACGCAACUUUAUGCGCCACAACCGAAGGACAACUGCUCAAGUCCAGCAUCCGAGCGCUUCUGAUAAGGACACUAUACGAUAUGGCAUAUCGAUAA
Drosophila busckii is the source of this 1706-nucleotide messenger RNA. RefSeq names its product lachesin (gene DIP-delta). The transcript has 12 exons. Gene Ontology annotation, cellular component: neuron projection. The record is from RefSeq and is a predicted model, not a curated record. Bases 42 to 1706 code for a protein of 554 amino acids. Lineage: Eukaryota; Metazoa; Arthropoda; Insecta; Diptera; Drosophilidae.